Messenger RNA from Scatophagus argus, 1522 nucleotides. It is a transcript of the gene ucp1, whose product is annotated as uncoupling protein 1. Gene Ontology annotation, cellular component: mitochondrial membrane. The record is from RefSeq and is a predicted model, not a curated record. Gene Ontology annotation, molecular function: oxidative phosphorylation uncoupler activity. The coding region runs from base 173 to 1093 and encodes 306 amino acids. Gene Ontology annotation, biological process: response to cold; mitochondrial transmembrane transport; adaptive thermogenesis. The transcript has 7 exons. Lineage: Eukaryota; Metazoa; Chordata; Actinopteri; Scatophagidae.
AUAAAAUAGCCAGCCAGACGAUGUAUAAAUACGGAGCAAAAGAUGCAGCUUUCCUUUCUGUGCACUGGGGCCCUUUAUGGAUUAUAAUCUGGCCAAUCAAAUCCUGCCUGGAAACAAACAACUGAGGAUCCAAAGGAACCUUUAAAUUUUAGACACACAGUACUUAGGAGACAUGGUGGGACUUAAACCCUCUGAUGUCCCCCCUCCUCUGGGGGUGAAGAUGGCGAGUGCUGGGGCAGCAGCCUGUAUAGCUGACAUUGUCACAUUUCCUCUGGACACAGCCAAAGUCAGACUACAGAUUCAGGGAGAGAAGACGGCAGUGGGAGGCAUCCGCUACAGAGGCGUGUUUGGGACGAUCAGCACCAUGAUCCGAACAGAGGGGCCCAGGUCUCUGUACAACGGCCUGGUGGCAGGUCUACAGAGACAACUGUGCUUUGCCUCUGUCAGAAUCGGCCUCUAUGACAAUGUUAAAAAUUUCUACACUGGCGGCAAAGACAACCCUGGCGUGCUGGUACGUAUCCUGGCUGGCUGCACCACAGGCGCCAUGGCAGUGUCCUUUGCACAACCCACAGAUGUAGUCAAGGUUAGAUUCCAAGCCCAGAUGAACCUGGACGGUGUGGCCCGUCGCUACAGCGGCACCAUGCAAGCCUACAAACACAUCUUCCAGAACGAGGGCAUUCGUGGACUCUGGAAAGGCACACUACCCAACAUCACGAGAAACGCACUAGUCAACUGCACAGAGCUGGUUACAUAUGACCUGAUCAAGGAGGCCAUCCUCGGACACAAUCUGAUGUCAGACAACCUGCCCUGCCACUUUGUAUCUGCUUUCGGCGCCGGCUUUGUCACCACAGUGAUUGCUUCCCCAGUAGAUGUGGUGAAGACGAGAUAUAUGAACUCACCACCAGGCCAGUACAGGAGUGCUAUCAACUGUGCCUGGACGAUGUUGACUAAAGAGGGGCCGUCUGCUUUCUACAAAGGAUUUAUGCCAUCGUUUCUGAGGUUGGGAUCGUGGAACAUUGUGAUGUUUGUGUCAUUCGAACAAAUCAAGAGAGCCAUGAUGGUUACGAAGAAGAGGAUUGAAGCUACCAACUGAAACUGAAAAACUUGAAGCACCACUGGGUUGGCACGUUGCUGAAAAAACCUAAUGAAUAACAUAUCGCACACUGCAGUUUUAUUUUAUUUUUUUUGUCUUGUGGUGACAAAAAAGGAAAUUCCUUUGUUGAAAAAGGAAUAUCAGAAAACCUACCCAGUAUUUUGACUUUAUGUUGAAUGGCUGUAUACCAGAUAUGUGGCUGUAUCUUUAUAUUUAUAAUUUUUCAUAAUGAACUCAUUCUAAACUUAAUGGGCCUGAAUUGUGCAAACACCAAUUUGUAACGACCUCCUUUGGGAAGGAGGCUACCAAUUAUACACUUUGGGCAGCUUAAACCAGUGCACCUUCAUAUGAGCGAUAAUACUGGUGCUCAUAAUAACAUGUAAAACAGGUUUAUGUAAACCCUAAAUAUAUCUGGCUUGUUUCACUGUG